GGAAGAAACUGCUCGACCAUGAUGGAACCCUCGGCCUCCACGUCUGCGGUGCCUCCCCCUGCUCCGGCCACUGUUGCAGGCCCCGCCGCAGCAGGUGGAGAAGGCACUACCACUAGCCCGGCGCCGGUCCCCGCCUCGGAGAUGCUUCGCCAAAUCUCUACGCAGUUUAAAACUCAGAUUUCGCAGGUGCAGAUGCCCCCAGCCAUCAAGGAGCGCACGGACGAGCUAGAGCGUCGCAUCUCGGGCACAGACAUCGCGCGGAUUAAUGGAUACAUGCGGCUAGUCAACUUGGUUUUUGCUGGAUUCCUAUGGGUCUUGUGCUUCUUCCGCAUGUUCCAAGCUCCCAGUUACUCGCACUUCCUAGUGUGCAUCUACAUCAUGUUCUUGAGUGCUGGACUCGCGUUCAUCGAGAACCACGAACGCUUCCCGUCUGUGGCCGACCGCGUCAAGGUUAACUUUGGCUUCAUGUUCUCGGCCACGGGCAAGGCGUCCUACAUUCUCUGCAUCGCGUUCCUGGCCGUCUCGCAAGGCUGGAUCGGCUGGAUUCUCGGCGUGUGUUUCUUCUUCUUGGCUCUUUUCAACUUCUUCCUCAUCCACCGGCACCCGGCGUACAAGCAAGCGAUGAUGCAGCCGACGGGCACUGCCACGACUGCGCAACAACAGGAGGAAGCGGAUCUUGAAGCCAUGCCGGAACUGCGUUAUAACCAGAAGCAAGCACAAGUUCCCGUGUCUGGAACGUCCACUGCCAACAAGGCUCAGCCAUCUCACGUGUCGGUCUAGACCAAGAUGGCUACACCUGCACUGCUAGGACACGAAGAGAACUAAGUUGCAUGGUUAUAUAUCAGUUUUUUUUUCGCAUCACUUUGUUAAAUUUCAAUUG
Molecule: messenger RNA, 880 nt
Organism: Phytophthora infestans T30-4
Lineage: Eukaryota; Oomycota; Peronosporomycetes; Peronosporales; Peronosporaceae
Exons: 4
Coding region: 142-780 (212 amino acids)
Source: RefSeq, a predicted model, not a curated record